Molecule: messenger RNA, 1086 nt
Organism: Penicillium alfredii
Lineage: Eukaryota; Fungi; Ascomycota; Eurotiomycetes; Eurotiales; Aspergillaceae
Exons: 1
Coding region: 1-1086 (361 amino acids)
Source: RefSeq, a predicted model, not a curated record
AUGACCGAAUUUCGAGUGCCCCUCCACCAGGGCGCUCCUGCCCGAAAGCCACUGCCUGGAUCGCAGUCCGGAUAUCCUUAUCAAAAUUAUGACGCUUCUCGCCCUCAACUUGCCCCUCAUUUAGCCGGCCCCCAAACCACACACAGUCGGACGCGCACGACUUCUUCGAGUGUGCUCCCCUACGUUUCGGGCCCUCCGCAUUACGCCGGGGCUUCUGCUCCACCGCUCCCCCCUCAAGGAAUGGCUCAUCCGCCCACCUAUGCGCCGUCGCGACGUAUGUCUAGCACCACCACCUCCACCACCUCCACUGGCAACAACCACGUUCCGCAGCCCGGAUCCGGGGUCCCUGAUAUUCGGCGAAGUGCCUCGUCUCGCUCUGCCAGCUCUCAGCUUGGAUAUGUCGCCUUGAUGCGGCGGCAGAAAGGGACUGUAUGGUGUGACCGGGCGCAGUCCGAAGAUCCUCGUCUGCGAGAGCAGUCCAUGCGGGACAAGAAGAGAGCGUACCUUGAGGUUCAUGGCGCGGGCGCCGGGCGGGCAGGCACGGGUAGUAGCAAGAUUCGACACGGUACCAAGGGCGGCCCCGCCGACUUUUCGCCCUCCAACCUGGUGGGUGCCAAGGUGCCGGUGCGAUUGAGUGCCAACGAGGUGGGUGACGGGGAGGAUGACGAUGUCCCCAGCAAUGAAGGCGGUAUGGUCCACCGACGGACGGGCAGUGGCCGUAGCUCGCUUGGGAGCAAUCGAUACCCCAGUGGAUAUUCGCGCCCACCACAGGGCACCAUGGGCAGCAACAGCACUCCCCCUAGUGAGAAGACCGACCUUCCGAAUGUCUCGGAGAACACCCCUGCCGAGAUCCAGGCCGAGGAAAAAAGCCGACUCUCGUCACUGGUCAAGGACGAUGCUGCAACAACUCACAGCAGUGAGCAGGAAGAUUUUGUGGGUGACAUGGAGGCCCCGAGUGCCAGUGCAACGGUCACAGACAAAGCCAAGAAGGCCGAUGAAUUGCGCCGCCGAGGCAGUGUUGAUGAACGAACUACUUCAAUGACCAAUGUGCGGUUGUUCGUCGCUAACCCGGAUCUCAGCGACUGA